Rotaria sp. Silwood2 is the source of this 396-nucleotide messenger RNA. Lineage: Eukaryota; Metazoa; Rotifera; Eurotatoria; Philodinida; Philodinidae. The record is from the annotation of a GenBank genome assembly.
AUGGACGACAAAUUGCUUUGCUUCAUACAACAACAAUUGAAACUUCUUUUUUUGUUUUCUUUUUCUAUAUUUGUUCAAGAUACAUUUUUUAAACAACAAGAUAAAAUUCCAUUAUCGAAAUCAUCAAAACCAACAAACAAAAUUCGAACAAAAAUUUUUAAAUCAACAAAAUCAAAUAUAAAUCGAUAUAAUUCAACAUUAAAUAUAAAAGAUUUCAAUUCAUUUGAAUAUAAUAAUCUAUUUUAUCAAACAGAUAUCAAACCGACAUUAAAUAAAUCUGCACUUAUUUAUCAAUUAAUAUGUUCAAGACUUCAAGCAAAUUUAGCUCGAUCAAUAUCAGCUAAUAAAAUUCGAUCAAUUAAUAAAUCAUUUAUUUAUUCAUCAUCAAAUUUAUGA